Tupaia belangeri chinensis (Chinese tree shrew) is the source of this 1134-nucleotide messenger RNA. RefSeq names its product speedy/RINGO cell cycle regulator family member A (gene SPDYA). The transcript has 8 exons. The record is from RefSeq and is a predicted model, not a curated record. Gene Ontology annotation, molecular function: protein kinase binding. Bases 41 to 1108 code for a protein of 355 amino acids. NCBI's taxonomy places the organism in Eukaryota, Metazoa, Chordata, Mammalia, Scandentia, Tupaiidae. Gene Ontology annotation, biological process: positive regulation of cell population proliferation; G1/S transition of mitotic cell cycle; positive regulation of cyclin-dependent protein serine/threonine kinase activity. Gene Ontology annotation, cellular component: nucleoplasm.
UUUUUUCCAUCCAGAUGUAAGGCUGUUCUUCGAAUAAAAGAUGCAGAUGAGGCCUUCAGCUAUCUCCCAAAUGAGCAGGGAAGUUUCUGAGGGUCAGGAAGGAGAAUCUGUACCUAGCUCCUUGAACACCAUGGGAGGCAUGGCUGCCUGGGUCACUGAAUCUUGGGAGACCAAAAUGAGGCACAAUCAGAUGUGUUGUGAGACACCACCUACUGUUACUGUUCAUGUAAAAUCAGGGUCAAAUAGAACACAUCAGCCCAAAAAACCGAUUAAUCUGAAGCGUCCUAUAUUCAAAGAUAGUUGGCAAGCAUCUGAGAAAAAUGUACAUAGUAACAAAUCAAAACGUCCUAAAGGUCCUUGUCUAGUUAUACAGCGUCAGGAAAUGACUGCUUUCUUUAAAUUAUUUGAUGACGAUUUAAUUCAAGAUUUCUUGUGGAUGGACUGCUGCUAUAAAAUUGCAGACAAGUAUCUUUUGGCUAUGACCUUUGUUUAUUUCAAGAGGGCUAAAUUUACUAUAAAUGAGCAUACCAGGAUAAAUUUCUUUAUUGCUCUGUAUCUGGCUAAUACAGUUGAAGAAGAUGAGGAAGAAUCCAAGUAUGAAAUUUUUCCAUGGGCAUUAGGGAAAAACUGGAGAAAAUUGUUUCCUAAUUUCUUAAAGUUAAGGGACCAGCUGUGGGAUAGAAUUGACUAUAGGGCUAUUGUAAGCAGACGAUGCUGUGAGGAGGUUAUGGCCAUUGCACCAACCCAUUAUAUCUGGCAACGAGAACGCUCUGUGCAUCACAGUGGAGCUGUCAGAAACUACAACAGAGAUGAAGUUCAGCUGCCCCGGGGACCUAGUGCCACGCCAGUAGAUUGUUCACUCUGUGGUAAAAAAGGAAGAUAUGUUAGAUUGGGAUUAUCUUCAUCUUCCUCAUCCAAUGAUACAGCAGAAGUGACGGAAAAACAUUCUCAGGAAUCACAGAACUCGAUCUCAAACAAAAUAGUUGAUCCUUCUCAAGCUUAUAGCUAUUUUCAAGUAGCCAAUGACCAUCAAUCAAACAAAGAAAAGAAUGCUAAUUUUAUGAAGAAAGACAAAUCUAUGGAGUGGUUUACAGGAAGUGAAGAAUGAGAUGGCUGAACUAAAGCAACUUGGAA